AAGGUGUAAGCGGAAAUCACGCGACAUCUCUUGUUAGCUCUGGGUUUGGGUGGUGAACUGAGUGAAAAGCUGCGGGUACACUGACUCUCAGAUGUUUUAGGAUGGCGGAGGAGCAUUACCUGGAGCUGAGCGAGAACCCGGUCCAGUUUGAGCAUGCAUCCAGCGUCAACAACGUUUUCUUUGACGAGGCUAACAAGCAGGUGUUUGCGGUGCGUUCAGGUGGAGCCACAGGUGUGGUGGUCAAAGGGCCGGAUGACAAGAGCAGCGUCGCUUUCAGGAUGGAUGACAAAGGUGAGGUGAAGUGCAUCAAGUUCUCCAUUGGGAAUAAGAUCCUGGCUGUGCAGAGAACUUCCAAGUCUGUGACGAGGAACGCCAGCAUCCUGGGCUUCUGCUGGACCAGCUGGAACGAGGUCGUCUUCAUAACUGACCAGGGAGUCGAGUUCUACCAGGUGUUUCCUGACAAGCGGAGCCUGAAGCUGCUGAAGAGUCAGAGCAUCAACGUGAACUGGUACCAGUACUGUCCAGAGACGGCCGUCAUCCUGCUGUCCACCACAGUGCAGGGGAACGUGCUGCAGCCGCUCGCCUUCAAGAACGGAAAUGUGUCCAAGAUGUCAAAGUUUGAGAUUGAGCUGCCGGUCGUCCCCAAACCCGCCAAGCUGAGCCUGUCAGAGCGGGACGUCGCCAUGGCGACCAUUUACGGGCAGCUGUACGUCAUGUACCUCAAGCAUCACUCCAGGACGGCCAACAGUCCCAGCGCCGAGGUGGUUCUGUACCAUUUACCCAGGGACGGUCCGUGCAGGAAGAGUCACGUGCUGAAGCUGAACACCACGGGGAAGUUUGCUCUGAACAUUGUGGAUAACCUGGUUGUGGUUCAUCACCAGAGCUCUCAGACGUCGCUGAUCUUCGACAUCAGGCUGAAGGAGCCAGACUGCUCGGUCAACUCGCACCAGCCGGUGCUGCCGGCCCGCUCCAUUCACCCCUACAGGAUCCCUCUGUCAAGCUCGGCGGUUGUCCCCUCACAGCCCCCUGUGCCGUGUCAGCUCUACUCCUCCUCCUGGAGCGUCUUCCAGCCUGACAUCAUCAUCAGUGCCAGUGAAGGUUACCUGUGGUACCUGCAGGUGAAGCUUCCUCCAACCGUCAAGCUGCUGCAGGACAAAGGGAAGCUGAUGGACUUCCUGCUGCGCCGGAGAGACUGCAAGAUGGUGAUCCUGUCUGUGUGCUCGCAAAUUCUGGAGGGCAGCGAGAAGGCGGGACUUCCUGUGGUGGCGACUGUCUUCGACAAACUCAACCAGGUGUACAAAGAGUACCUGGAGGCGGAGCAGAGCUACACGGCGGCCGUGGAGUCGGGCCCGAGUCGGGGCGGCGCCGCCCAGAAACGCCCGGUCAGGACUCAGGCGGUCAUCGACCAAUCAGACAUGUACACGCAUGUGCUGUCAUCGUUCUCCGAGAGGAAGGGCGUGUCCCAUAAAUUCAUCAUUGCUGUGCUGAUGGAGUACAUCCGCUCGCUGAACCAGUACCAGAUCACAGUCCAGCAUUACCUGUACGAGCUGGUCAUCAAGACGCUGGUCCACCACAACCUCUUCUACAUGCUGCACCAGUUCCUGCAGUACCACGUCCUCAACGACUCCAAACCGCUGGCCUGUCUGCUUCUGUCUCUGGAGAGCACCUAUCCUCCAGCUCACCAGCUGUCCCUGGACAUGCUGAAGCGUCUGUCCACGGCCAACGAUGAGAUCGUGGAGGUUCUGCUGUCCAAGCAGCAGGUUCUGGGAGCACUCCGGUUCAUCCGCAGCGUCGGAGCACACGACAAUGUGUCGGCCCGGAAGUUUCUUGAUGCGGCUCGGCAGACCGGAGACCAGAUGCUGUUCUACACCGUGUUCCGGUCCUUCCAGCAGAGGAACCAGAGACUCAGAGGAAGCCCCGCCUUCAAUCCAGGAGAGCACUGUGAGGAGCACGUGGUCCACUUCAAGCAGCUGUUUGGGGAGCAGGCGCUGAUGAAGGCCUCCACCGUGUGAAGGUCAAAGCUCCUCUGAGGCCACGCCCCCUCCAAAAAACAUAAACCUGUUCUGUUGGUGUCAGCAGUCCAGACUUUGAGGGACCUGCCCGGCUAAAGUCUCCUGGAAAAUUGGUCUGUAAGCUCCACCCACCAGUGGUGACAUCAGACAGAAGUGCACUGAUACAGUAAAGAUGGUUCUGUUGGUCCAAAGUGUGGAUUUUGUAAAAUAAAGAGAAAUCUUUUUUUUUUAUGAA
Molecule: messenger RNA, 2247 nt
Organism: Oryzias melastigma (Indian medaka)
Lineage: Eukaryota; Metazoa; Chordata; Actinopteri; Beloniformes; Adrianichthyidae
Gene: rmc1
Product: regulator of MON1-CCZ1
Biological process (GO): regulation of autophagy
Cellular component (GO): lysosomal membrane; late endosome membrane; Mon1-Ccz1 complex
Source: RefSeq, a predicted model, not a curated record